Molecule: messenger RNA, 501 nt
Organism: Arachis ipaensis
Lineage: Eukaryota; Viridiplantae; Streptophyta; Magnoliopsida; Fabales; Fabaceae
Source: RefSeq, a predicted model, not a curated record
AUGUCCAAAUUUAACUUGCAGAAACUUUGUAAGAGGAAUCAAGAAAUUCGGCAAAAACAAAUAAUUCCUCAUACUUCAGGUGCUAAAUCAAUUGCAAGAAGAAGGGCUGAAUUGGAGAAGAUUGAAGCACAUAGCAGCCAACAACCGAUGGAAUUAACUCUUAAUUAUCCUCUUGAUGCUCUUGGAGUAGUUUUUGGGAAAGAGCACCCUGGUCGUGUUCGAGGUUUAGGUAUGGGAGCUGUUCCAACAAUUGCUUUCAAGAACAACAUUACAAGGAUUAGUCAAAUGAAUUUAGGUUCUUCAAAUGAUGUUGGAACAUCAUCUACUUGUGGUCCAAAUGUACAAGAAGAGUUGGAUACCGUUAAAGCACAAUUGCAAGCGCUAGUCUCCUAUAUUGCUUCUAAGGAAGGAGGUAAAAUUCCAAUACAAUUGGCUGGAAUAUUCCCUACUCAACAAGUUUCACAGGUACAAAUACAAUUAUCCUCUUUUUUUUCCUUUUGA